UGCUGGCACCAUGAACCCGCUGUAAGGCGCAGGCUGCGCGGCGGGGCGGGGAGGAGGCGCCGGCGCCGCGGUGAAGUUCUCCGCCAUGAACCUGAGGGGCCUCUUCCAGGACUUCAAUCCGAGUUAUUAUUUCAAGAAGGAAGCUAACAGUUACCAAGAAUCACCUGUUUGGUGCCAUGCCCUGCAAGAACUGCUUUCUGUAAAUUCCUCAUAUACGCCUGUCUGCUGCUGUUUUCUGUGCUGCUGGCCCUUCGUCUGGAUGGCAUCAUUCAGUGGAGUUACUGGGCUGUCUUUACGCCAAUAUGGCUGUGGAAGUUAAUGGUCAUUGUUGGCGCCUCAGUUGGAACUGGAGUCUGGGCACGAAAUCCCCAAUAUCGAGCAGAAGGAGAAACGUGUGUGGAAUUCAAAGCCAUGUUAAUUGCAGUGGGUAUCCACUUGCUCCUGCUGAUGUUUGAGGUCCUGGUCUGUGACCGGAUCGAGAGAGGAAGCCACUUCUGGCUUCUGGUCUUCAUGCCACUCUUCUUUGUCUCCCCCGUGUCUGUUGCAGCUUGUGUUUGGGGCUUUCGACAUGACAGGUCACUAGAGUUAGAAAUCUUGUGCUCUGUCAACAUUCUUCAGUUUAUAUUCAUUGCCUUAAGACUGGACAAGAUCAUCCACUGGCCAUGGCUUGUUGUGUGUGUCCCCCUGUGGAUUCUCAUGUCCUUUUUGUGCCUGGUUGUCCUCUACUACAUCGUGUGGUCCGUCUUGUUCCUGCGUUCCAUGGAUGUGAUAGCGGAGCAGCGGAGGACACACAUAACAAUGGCCCUGAGCUGGAUGACCAUCGUCGUGCCACUUCUAACUUUUGAGAUCCUGCUGGUUCACAAACUGGACGGCCACAAUGCAUUCUCUUGCAUACCGAUAUUUGUCCCGCUGUGGCUUUCACUGAUCACUCUCAUGGCAACGACCUUUGGACAGAAGGGAGGAAACCACUGGUGGUUUGGUAUUCGCAAAGAUUUCUGUCAGUUUCUGCUUGAAAUUUUCCCAUUUUUAAGAGAAUAUGGAAACAUCUCAUAUGACCUUCAUCACGAAGAUAAUGAAGAAACGGAAGAAAGCCCUGUUCCGGAACCUCCUAAAAUUGCUCCUAUGUUUCGAAAGAAGGCCAGGGUAGUCAUUACACAGAGCCCUGGAAAGUAUGUGCUCCCUCCUCCCAAGCUAAAUAUCGAAAUGCCAGACUAAAGGCACUUCUUUCCGGGAGGGAACAUGGGUGGAUCGGACACACACUCCUCGCCCUCCCUCUGCCUCUGUCUGCACCCUCCACCCAGGGCUGGAACUGGAGCCGGGCCCCCAAGGACUGUCAUCUCCUGCCUUGUUUGCAUUCAAAGCCUCUCUGUGACUCCCCACCACGUGUCACAGAGGAGGAGGGGCCUGGACGACGGGUGUGGGGGGUGUCAGGGUAAGCGUGCUUGACGGAGAGUGUGCCCACGAAAACAGGAGAAACUGACUUCCACAUGGGCCUGAGGAGCUGGCUUAUCGCCCUCAGGGGUGGCUGAUGAGGCCCAGGAAGGGGGUCUUUGUGUCUGUUGGGUAAAAUGCUAAACAGGAUCACAGCAUUUUGAAAGCACGUCUGCCAGGAUGUGUGGCCCAGACUUCUCCUGCAUAGUCAGUAGGAGCUCUCCACGUGUCGCUGUCGCCCACUGGUUGUAUGCCUUGCAGGCCUCACUCCCAGCACCCUACCCGGGAAGGCCUUGCUCUUGGGGCAGGACCACGGCAGGUUUUCCUUAAAGCCUCCCUGGCAAGCCCUUUCUCAUGGAGUAACUCCAUGGCUGUAUAGUAUUUAUACAAAUAUUUUAGCAUUGUGACAUACGGUGUGCAAUCCUACUCUGUACAGUCUACUCUGUUAAAGUAUUUUUUUACAAGCUUGUACUCGAGAUGGACGUGCUCUGCGCUGGAGUAUAAGCUGGCGGCAUACUGCCUGCCCCAGCAGGGGCUGCCUUGUGGGACACAGCCAUUCACCCACUUGAGGUUCUCCUCGGAUGGAGCAGCUGCUACUACCAGGACAGCCACCACAAGUGGGAAACAGUCCGCGCUGUUGCAACCUCCAAGGACUGUUGGCUUGCCAAAAAUCACAAAGCACUGUUUGAAACUGGAACCCUACAGAAGGUGGUCAGAGACGAAACCUGAACAACGGUAUCAUGGGUAGCUCCAAGUCUGCAGAUUUUGGUCUGCGGUGACGAGAGAACUUUAGCCUGAGUCCCACACUUUUCAUUCUGAGAGUGGUUUCUGUAAGCACCGCUGGCAUAGCCGUGGAUCAGAGGAGGGGAGAAACCAGUUCUUACAGGUAGGAGACCCUUCAGCCUGAAAAGAAAGCGUUUUCUACAGCAAGGAAAGAGGAGGGUUGAUGUUCUCACCCAGGAGAGGCGAGGAGGAGUUUCAAAGGAGGCCACUGCCUGGUCGUCUGUUUGAGCUACAACUGAACCCUGUAAACAGCUCCUCCCCUGACACUGAACUCCGCCAAAGCUGCCCUCGUUUGGGGGCACAGGGUGAAUGGGUGGUGUCGCUGUGCCUGCGUGGUGUGUAAGAAGUUCAGCUAAACUCACUAUUCCAGCUCCCUCAGCUGUUCAAUAAAGCAGUUCCUCACUUUUGACGUGCA
Messenger RNA from Loxodonta africana (African savanna elephant), 2629 nucleotides. RefSeq names its product transmembrane protein 185A. NCBI's taxonomy places the organism in Eukaryota, Metazoa, Chordata, Mammalia, Proboscidea, Elephantidae. The record is from RefSeq and is a predicted model, not a curated record. Bases 319 to 1215 code for a protein of 298 amino acids. Gene Ontology annotation, cellular component: dendrite. The transcript has 8 exons.